Messenger RNA from Polyodon spathula (Mississippi paddlefish), 2977 nucleotides. Its product is annotated as GATA-binding factor 2-like. Lineage: Eukaryota; Metazoa; Chordata; Actinopteri; Acipenseriformes; Polyodontidae. Gene Ontology annotation, molecular function: RNA polymerase II cis-regulatory region sequence-specific DNA binding; zinc ion binding; DNA-binding transcription factor activity, RNA polymerase II-specific. Bases 202 to 2037 code for a protein of 611 amino acids. The transcript has 6 exons. Gene Ontology annotation, biological process: positive regulation of transcription by RNA polymerase II; negative regulation of transcription by RNA polymerase II; cell fate commitment. The record is from RefSeq and is a predicted model, not a curated record.
GCACUUCACUAGCUGGUCCUGCAACCUGCACUGCCAACCACCCUCCUCACACUUUCACCUUGGUCUUAGCAGAGGCACGCGACAACUAAGUUUAACACCAACUGGGGGGAAAAAAAACCAGCAGCCUCUUCUCUGGAGCGAGACGAAUCAAGGAGUCCAGUUUAGAGUUGACAUCGCUGGAGCGUCGCUGCCACUGUUGCCAUGGACGACACAGCAGAGCAGAGCCACUGGAUCUCUCCGGUUCUGAUCGACACGCUCCCCACCUUCCCCGAACAGAACCUGCUGCAGCCCGCAGAAGAGCCCGACUCCUUCUACACCAGUGGGGAGACAGACUUCUCCUCCCUGCCUCCCUACUACUCCAGCCCGGCCCAGAGCCGAGCAGGGGGCGGGUAUAGACACUCUCCGGUACGGCAGGUCUACUCCUCCUCAAUCCUCAACAACCUGCAGUGGCUGGAAGGCGGUGGUCAUGGGCUGGCUUCUCCUUACAACACAGCCUGGUCAGCCAGUCCCUUCAGCAAGCCCUCUCUCCACCCUCACUGCAGCCCCGCGGGGGGCCCCCUCUCCCUGUACCCCCCUUCCACCGGCUCCUCCGCCCACCUCUACACCCAGCCCAAGGAUAUGCCCUCCUCCCCAGGCCGGGAUGGCAAGGCGAGCCCCAGACCUCUGGAGGCGAUGAAGGCUGAGCGACACAGCCCUGGACUAGGUGGAAGCAGUUUUCUGAGUCUGGGUUCCGGUCCCUCCCACACCCACUCCAGCUCCCUGGGACCCUACUCCCCAUACAUGAGCUCACCGCAGGAUUACGGAACAGGGGGUCUGUAUUCCAGCUCUGGGGGGGUCAUGUCUCCGAAUUUCUCUCCCAAGCUGCGCAACAAAAUCAGACUCUCGCCACCCGAGGCGCGGGAAUGUGUGAACUGCGGGGCCACUGCCACCCCCCUGUGGAGGCGCGACGGGACGGGGCACUACCUUUGCAACGCCUGUGGGCUCUACCACAAGAUGAACGGGCAGAACAGACCCCUCAUCAGACCCAAAAAGAGACUGGUGUGUACCCAUCGGGAAAGGAGGAGGAAGGAGGGGGGAAGAGGGGGCUGUGCUGUAACCAGCAGCCACAGCACCUCAAACACGCUCUCCUCCGCUCUCAGCACACAGGGCUGUGCUGUAACCAGCAGCCACAGCACCUCAAACACGCUCUCCUCCGCUCUCAGCACACAGGGCUGUGCUGUAACCAGCAGCCACAGCACCUCAAACACGCUCUCCUCCGCUCUCAACACACAGGGCUGUGCUGUAACCAGCAGCCACAGCACCUCAAACACGCUCUCCUCCGCUCUCAACACACAGGGCUGUGCUGUAACCAGCAGCCACAGCACCUCAAACACGCUCUCCUCCGCUCUCAGCACACAGGGCUGUGCUGUAACCAGCAGCCACAGCACCUCAAACACGCUCUCCUCCGCUCUCAGCACACAGGGCUGUGCUGUAACCAGCAGCCACAGCACCUCAAACACGCUCUCCUCCGCUCUCAGCACACAGGGCUGUGCUGUAACCAGCAGCCACAGCACCUCAAACACGCACUCCUCCGCUCUCAGCACACAGGGCUGUGCUGUAACCAGCAGCCACAGCACCUCAAACACGCUCUCCUCCGCUCUCAGCACACAGGGCUGUGCUGCAAGCAGACCAGCGUUUGGGCUCGUAUCGAAGCAUAUCAGCACACCCCUAUUGAACAGCCCCUCUCCCCUCUCCCCCUCCCAGGUGAACAGACCCCUCACCAUGAAGAAGGACGGCAUCCAGACCCGAAACCGGAAGGUCUCCAGCAAAUCUAAGAAGAGCAAGAAGCCGUCCGAGCCGUACCAGGAUCUGGCGAGGGCUCUCUCCGACGAGAGCAGCCCCUACUGCCUGGGCCCCGGGCCCCUCCCCGGCCACAUGAUCCCCUUCAGCCACGCUCCCCACAUAAUGAGCAGUUCCCACAGCCCCCUGCACCUGCAUUCCUCCGGCCUGCCCUAUGGUCACUACCAGUCCUCUGGCAUGGUCUCUACCAUGGUGUGACGGGCAGACUUUCUCAUGCUUUCCAAAGUGUGUGUGUGUAGGGGUUAAACAGCUAUUCAGAUCAUAUGAUGGUGUAAUGCAAUGGCGCUCAAUUCAGUCCACGAGAUUCAUUUCAGUCCUGUUUAUAAUGAAGCACAUCUUAAGUGAUGUGGUGUGGUCCAGUGGGUUAAAGAAACAGGCUUGCAGCCAGCAGGACCCUGGUUCAAAUCCCAGCUCAGUAGGGUAAGCUAGUUCACACACCCUAGUCUCUGCCUUGGAUAAAGACAUCUGCUAAAUAAACAAUACAAUACUUAAUGGCCUCUUAGCAGUUUCCAUUAUCUCACUGUAGAACCAGUUUGAAAUAAAACCUCUCUGGAUCAGAAUUGAGAACCACUGGUGUAAUGAAUUUUUUUUUUUUCGUAUAUGAGAAAUCAGACAGUUACUGAUCAGUCAAAACAUCAAGGAUGGAAAUGAAACUCCGGUUGCACAGCGGUUACAACCAUGCCAGGUUUUACUUCCAGCUUGAUCAGCUGCAGUGUAUAGGUGACAAGCUCAGGUGUGUCUGAUUAAACUCUAAAGCAAAACUAAGAAUGACUCUGACCGCUGUGCAACGGGAGUUUUCCCAGCCCUGAAACUCCUGUAUCCUGCUUGUGGGUGCCUUCUCCAUUCCCAGCUACGUGCUGUAGCUUUCCCUGUUUUCGCUGGCAGCCUGUCAGAUAAUUUGGAAUCAUCAAAGCAGAAGUUGCUCUGAAUGUGUGAUAUUGUUGAGAUGUGUUACAUUGGAAAUAUUUUUUCUAUGAAAAAAAAAAAAAAAAACCAAAACAUUUCUUUGUUUAGAUUUGUGAAUUGUGUGGGACAGAGGGGGGCUUGUAGAUGUAUAUAUUAGUAAGCAUUGCAUUGGUCGGACUGAGCGACAAUUGAUUGUAAAUAACAAUAAAUAAAUGCUUUCCUUGAUGCAGCA